AUGGCUGCUUAUGCUGCUGUAACUUCUCUGAUGGGAACGAUACGCCUGAUUUCACAAUCCAACUUAUUACACCUUGAAGAGGGUCACAAAGAACAUUUGGAAUUGCUCUACGAGAAGGUUGGCUCUCUGCUAGAGCUUCUUGACAAUUCCGAUGACGAACCUAAGAAGGAUUUGCCAGAAAAGGUCAAAGAUCUAGUACAUGAAGUGGAAAACAAAGUUGAAUCACACAUUUGGAAAGAGGCCCAUAAGACGUUUCUUAAGAUAUUGAAACGAGUGUUCCUCGUUCCAACAAAGGCCCAUGAGAGGCUUCUUAAGAUCUUGCAACAAGCUAUAGAAGACGUUGAUUCUGUCAACAAAGAGCUCAUCAAGCAGAGGAAGAAUAACAAUUUGCAAGCUGGAAAUUGUUCACUUGGUGGUUCUAGUUCACCACGAUUGCAUGUUUCUACCCUUGAGAACUGCAUGGUGGGAUACAACAUUGAACAAGAGCGCAUGCGAGGUCAACUUACCGGACACUCAUCUCAAUUGGAAGUCAUCUCUAUUGCUGGGAUGGGCGGCAUUGGUAAGUCAACUUUUGCCAAUAAGAUGUUUUCUGAUCCCUUAAUUGUCAGCUUCUUUGAUGUUCGUGGAUGGAUUAAUCUGUCCAAGGACUACAAUAUACGAAAGAUGCUUCUAUCCCUCCUUCAAGUUACUAUUCGGGAGAAAGAAGAUAAAGAAGAUCUUCAUGAGAAAACGGAUGAUAUACUAGCAGAAAUCUUGCAGAAAAGUUUAAAGGGUAGGAGAUAUUUGAUUGUUGUGGAUGACAUAUGGAGCACGGAAGCCUGGGAUGAGAUUAGACUAUGGUUUCCAGAAUGUUGUAAAAGAAGUCGGAUAUUGUUGACUACUCGAGACAUGAAGGUUGCUCAAUAUGCUAGCUAUCCUGAGGAUCCUUUUCCAAUGCGUUUCCUGGAGCCAGAGGAAAGUUGGAAUUUAUUUUGCCAAAAGGCAUUUAGCAAAAAAGAUUGUCCGACUGAAUUUGAGAAUGUAGCAAAGGUAGUUGUAGAAAAUUGCAAUGGAUUACCACUAAUGAUUUCUGUGGUUGCAGGGACGCUCUCUAGCAAGAGGUCACUGGAUGAGUGGAGGAAAGUAGCUGAAAGUGUGAACUCUUUAGUAAACCUUGAUGAUUAUCAACGUUGCUCAGGAGUGCUCGCUUUGAGCUACAAUCAUCUUCCUUCACAUUUGAAGGCUUGCUUUUUGUAUUUUGGAGUUUUCCCAAAAGCUAAAGAGAUUUCUGUGAAGAAGUUGAUUAGAUUAUGGGUUGCAGAAGGACUCCUAGAGCUAAAGGGGGUUGAGGGAUUGGAAAAAGUGGCAGCUCAUAGUUUACACGAUCUUAUUGAUAAAAAUUUAAUCAUGGUUAGCAGGCAAAGUCUUGAUGGAAUAAUCAAGACUUGUAGAAUUCAUGAUCUUCUUCAUGAUCUAUGCUCGAGAGAAGCUGAAAGCGACAGUAUUUUGUAUGCUAUAAAUGACACACCUUAUGGAGGACCCAGAAGGUUUUUCCCUCAAGGUCGUAAGUGGGUGUCACUUCAUUUAGCGGAAGGUUUUUAUCCCAGCCUCUUCGGUGCUCUUUCUUAUAGAAAAACACGUUCUAUUCAUUUUUAUGUUGAUCCAGCUUAUGGUUUUCAACUAGUUCAUUUCAAACUUCUUAGAGUCUUGGACUUGGAGGCUAUGGAAUUCAAAUAUGGUUUCCCUAGUGAAAUAUCACGCCUAGUUUGUUUAAGGUAUUUGGUUAUGACGGUCGAUGAGAUUUCUGAAGAAGUACCAAUUUCCAAUCUUCAGAAUUUACAAACUCUCGUCAUAUUUCGUACAUCAAAGAAAAAUAUUAUGCAUUUACCUAAUGGAAUUUGGGACAUGUCUCAAUUAAGGCAUCUCAAAGGUUCAAGGAUGGUUUUGCAUUCCCCUCUGAAGGUAUCCUCUAAUGAAGUUAAGUACCCGAUUUUGGGAACCUUGCAAAAUGUUAGUGGGUUGAGUCCUUCUUGUUGCACAAAGGAAAUAUUUGAAGAGAUUAAGAACGUGAAAAAAUUGGGGAUUUAUGGCAAGCGUGGGGAAUUUCUUGAUCAGCCCAAAUGCUUAGAUAAUCUUAUAUAUUUACAUGAGCUUGAGACACUAAGUAUUUAUGUACACGCUUUUCACAGAACUAAUUUCAUUACGCUUCCACGUCUGGGUUGUUCCCCACCAAAUCUCAAGAAAUUGACGCUUUAUAAUACUUAUCUACCAUUGGAGGACAUGAAGAUCAUUAGCAAGUUCCCGAAACUCGAGGUGCUCCAAUUGAAGCAUGCUGCUUUCGUUGCUGAAGAGGGGUCAACAGAAAUGUGGGAAGUAACAGAGAUGGGAUUUCUUGAAUUGAAAUUCUUCCUCCUCCUUGAGGAAUUGAAUCUUAAAUAUUGGAGAGCCACUGAUGAUUGUUUCCCACGCCUUGAGCGCAUAGUUAUAAGAGAUUGCCGUUGGUUAAAAGAGAUUCCUGAAGUAUUUGCUGAUAGUAUGACACUGCAACUAAUUGAGUUACAUAGAUGUUCUCGUUCCCUUGUGAAAGCUGCUAAGCGGAUCCAGAAAGAACAAUUGGAGAAUCUGGGAAGCGACAUGCUUGAAGUUCGUUCCUUUGACACAAUUAGAGCGGCUUUUCUCAAUUGUAAACUUAGCAUGAAACUGCAGGUGUUUUUGACUAAAUUCACUUGUAAUUUCAUUGUACAGAGUAAAAGAGAUGAAGAUUAA
Messenger RNA from Lycium ferocissimum, 2745 nucleotides. RefSeq names its product putative late blight resistance protein homolog R1A-10. The transcript has 2 exons. Bases 1 to 2745 code for a protein of 914 amino acids. NCBI's taxonomy places the organism in Eukaryota, Viridiplantae, Streptophyta, Magnoliopsida, Solanales, Solanaceae. Gene Ontology annotation, biological process: defense response to other organism. The record is from RefSeq and is a predicted model, not a curated record. Gene Ontology annotation, molecular function: ADP binding.